Molecule: messenger RNA, 2499 nt
Organism: Plasmodium relictum
Lineage: Eukaryota; Apicomplexa; Aconoidasida; Haemosporida; Plasmodiidae
Exons: 1
Coding region: 1-2499 (832 amino acids)
Source: RefSeq, a predicted model, not a curated record
AUGAAUUUCAUAAAAUUACAAAAAAUAGAAGAAUUUGAAGAUAAUAACUAUGAAUCCAACUUAAGAAGUCUUAAAAAACAAACAAACAAACAAUCUCAUAAUACUAGUCUAAAUAAUACUGUUAUUUGUCACAAAAAGUUUGCAAAAGAAAAGCAAAAAAGUCUUAUUGAAGAUACAAGUAAAAUACUUCUGGAUGGAAAAAAUACACAAAACUUUAUUUUAUUAAAAAAUAGUAACGAACUAUGUACCAAUAAAAAUUUAAAAAAAAACGAAGACACAAAGAACUUAGUUAUAAUAAAUAAUGUAAAGUGUCAUGAAAUUUUUUUAAAUUUUAAGGGAAAGAUAAUUAGUCAACACUUAAAAAGGGAUAAAAAUAAAUCAGAAAAAAAUUUUGUUCAUCCUUUCGAUGACUUAAAUUAUGGAAAAUAUAAUAAUACCACAUAUGAAAGUAGAAAUAAAAAAGGAAUUAAUUACUAUUAUAGUUUAAUAAAAGUAAAAAACAAAUUCAAUAACUUAUUAAAUGAAAAACAUAAUGAUAAACUAAACAUUAAUUUUUGUAAUAGCAAUUUAAAUAAAACUUUGUGCGAUUCUUUUAAGAAAUAUUUUAUUCAUAAAAAAAGUUAUUCUAAUGAAAAUUAUGAAAGUUUUUAUAAUUUAAAUAAUAAUAUUUUAUUAGAUAGUAUAUCAAAAGGCAUUAAACAUAGUAAGUUCAAUUAUUUAAAUACAUUGUAUCAUAACAGUUUAAAUGACAGUAUCUCAAAAAAAAUUUUAAACAGAAUAAACUUGCAAAAAAAAAAUAAUGAUUUUAAUAUUGGUCAAUUUAAAUUUGGUACAAAUAAUGGGGGUGAACAUUAUAGAAAUAGUUGUAAAAAAAUUAAAAAAUUAGAUUGUUCAAACUUUGAUUUUCACAAAAAUAUUAGGAAAAAUAAGUCUAUUUUAAAAGAUACUAAUUAUUUUUUCAAUAAUAUAUUUACAUUAUAUGAAAAAAAUGUAAAUCAAAUUAAACGCGAUAUAUUAUGUUUGCGGAGAAAUUUUGAUUUUGAUUCUUCUUUAAAUUUUUUAAAUAAUUAUAAAGUAAAUAAAAAUAAUGAAAUUUUUAAAAUUAAAAGAACUGAGGAAAAAGGUAAAAUAUCUAAGAAUGGAGCAUCAAUGAAUUUAAAGGGAAAACAAGUAAAUGAACCAUUAAUUGGUGUUGAAAAGAAAAUUGAUCAAAAUUUAGAAAAUACUAAAACGGAAAAUAAAAUAAAAAGAGAAACAACUAUAAAAAAAAGCGAAGGCAAUAGUAAAAGUGUUAACCAAAAAAUUUACAAAAAGAAAAAGAAAAUUUUUAAACGAGAAAAUAACAUAAAAAGGGAGGAAAAGUAUUAUAUGUUUAAUUCUAAAAAUAUUAAUAUGAUACAAAAAAAAAAAGUUGAUAUUAUUAAUGAAAACGUAACAGAAAAAGAGAUAUAUAAACAAAGUUUAAGCAAAGUAAAAAUAUAUAAUUCAAUAAAAGAAAGAGGAUUUGUAGGUGAAAAAAAAAUAAUGAGAUUACAUAAAAUGAAAAAUAAUUUGUUAAAUGAAAAUUUAGAAAUCAAGGAAAAAAGACGUAAUAAUAUUCUGAAUAGCUACUUAGAGGGUUUUUGUUAUAGAAAUAAAGGAAAAAUUAAAAAAGAAAAAAGUAUUAAAAAUAUAAUGAAUAAAUUAGGAAAACAUAACAAAGAAAGUUUAUUUGAAUUCAACAAAAGAAUAAAAUUUAAUUUUAUAUAUGCAGAUAAUUUAAAUGAAAAUUCUUUGGAUGAAACUAACUUUACAUCUCAAAAAAAUACGAAUAAUUAUACAGUUUAUAAUACAAAAAGCAUGAAUAAUAAUAUAUUUGGUGAAGAUUAUAAGAAAAAAGAAUUUUACUUUAAUAUUGAAGACUCUACUAAAAACAAGAAAAGAGAAUUAUUAAAAAUGAAUUUGAGAAAAAUGGAAUGUUCUAGUAAUGAAAAAAAGAAUGAUGAUACUUAUACUAGAGAUAAUUUAACAGUAAAAAAAAUACAAAAUAAAUUUAAUGAAAAAGAAAAUGGUUCUUCAAGUAAAAAAAUAAAAAUACAUAAAUGUUUAUACAAUUUCAAAAAAUUAAUAAAAGAAGUAAAGAAAUACAUAUAUAUUAAUAUUACAAUGAAAAUGAAAAAAGGAAAAUAUUUAUUAAAAGACAUUCAUUUUUUGAAGAAAUAUUUAUAUAAAUUUUCUAAAUUAAAAAAAAAAAUAAAUAAAAAAAAUAGUAAAAUAAAACCCUUGAAUAAUUUGCAUAUUAAGAAUAAUUCAAUAUUAAACAAAUCUUACAUAAAUAAAAAUAGCAUAAAAAAAUGCCAAAGUAAUUUGAAAACAAACGAUAAGGGUUGCACAAUGAAUAAGAUAAAAAAAAUAGAAAAGGAAAAAUCUUCAUUAAAAAAUUUAAACGAUGCUGAAUGUAAAAUUUACACAUUACUCGAAAAAAUUUCUAAUGAACAUAAAAAAGUUAGAAUGAAAUAA